Messenger RNA from Eremothecium gossypii ATCC 10895, 930 nucleotides. It is a transcript of the gene PHO13, whose product is annotated as 4-nitrophenylphosphatase. The record is from RefSeq and is marked provisional. Bases 1 to 930 code for a protein of 309 amino acids. The transcript has a single exon. Lineage: Eukaryota; Fungi; Ascomycota; Saccharomycetes; Saccharomycetales; Saccharomycetaceae. Gene Ontology annotation, molecular function: alkaline phosphatase activity; phosphoglycolate phosphatase activity.
AUGACCGGACAACAAGCUCCUGUGAAGCUCGACACCCCGGCGGGCGUGCAUUCAUUUCUGGACCAGUAUGAUACCUUUCUUUUUGACUGUGACGGUGUGUUGUGGCUGGGCACGCACCUUUUGCCAUUGGUGAAGGAGACGUUGGCGAUGCUGACGGCGAAGGGCAAGCAGCUGUACUUCGUGACGAACAACUCGACGAAGUCGCGCGCGGCGUACGCGAAGAAGUUUGCGUCCUUCGGGAUUACUGUGGGCGUGGAGCAAAUAUUCACGUCCUCGUACGCGGCAGCUCUGCACGUGCGCGAUGAGCUACGGUUGGCGCCAGGCGCUGACAAGAUUUGGGUAUUUGGCGAGGCUGGUAUUCAAGACGAGUUGCAGUUGAUGGGGUACGAGACGAUGGGUGGCGCGGAUGAGCGGCUGGAUGCCCCUUUCGCCGCCGAUGCGUCGCCGUUUCUGGAGGGUGGGCUCGACCCUGCCGUGCGUGCGGUGGUUGCGGGACUGGACACGCACUUGAACUACCACCGUCUGUCUGUGACGCUACAGUACCUGCAGCAACCGGAAGUUGCGUUUGUCGCUACCAACCUGGACAACACCUUGCCGCAGAAAGGUCUCAAGCUGCCGGGCGCAGGCACGAUGAUCCAGUGCCUCGUUACUGCCAGUGGACGUGAGCCACAGGCUUGCGGCAAGCCCAACCAGAACAUGCUCAAGAGCAUUGUCGCUGCCACAGGGCUUGACCGCACGCGCACUUGUAUGGUAGGCGACCGUCUGAACACGGACAUGCGUUUUGGCGCGGACGGUGGUCUGGGCACCUUGUUGGUGCUGACCGGCAUCGAGACUGAGGCUGGGGCACUCGCCCCCUCAGCCGAACAUCCGCAGCCGGCGUACUACGCUGACAAGCUUGGCUCUCUCUACGAGUUUUCAGAGAUUGUCUAG